CGCCUGGUGUGGAUCUCCUUCCUGCCUGCGGAGUACAGACAGAAGAGAGGUGAAGGAGUUGGACCCGAAGGAGAGUUUGACCCAAAGGAGAGUUUGACCCAAAGGAGAGUUGGACCCAAAGAAGAGUUGGACCCAAAGGAGAGUUGGACCCAAAGGAGAGUUGGACCCAAAGAAGAGUUGAACCCAAAGGAGAGUUGGACCCAAAGGAGAGUUGGACCCAAAGAAGAGUUGAACCCAAAGAAGAGUUGAACCCAAAGAGGAGUUGGACAAGCUUUAAUAAAACAUAAUUUAAACAUAGCUGGCUAAAUCGUAACCUCUCGCUUUUAACUUAGAUUUGUGAAACAACACGUUCGUUUUUUUUUUCUCCCAAAGUUCACGGACAUGUUUGAGAAGAUCGCUCGUAGUUAUUAACUUGUUACCGGUGUUUACGGUGUCUACCAUCACCACCCGGUGUACCCGUUUACCCCUCCAGUCCCUGGGCCCUGUCUCUCUCUUCUGCCUCUCAGCUAACCUCGAUCUGGGAAAGAUGGUGUCGUGGAUGAUCUCCAGAAGCGUUGUGCUCGUCUUCGGGACCCUGUAUCCUGCAUACUAUUCCUACAAAGCAGUGAAAACAAAAAAUGUCAAGGAAUAUGUCCGUUGGAUGAUGUACUGGAUUGUGUUUGCUCUCUACACCGUAGUGGAGACCAUCACAGACCUCACUGUAGCCUGGUUCCCCCUGUACUAUGAGAUUAAGAUAGCAUUUGUUAUCUGGUUGCUGUCUCCCUACACCAGAGGAGCUAGUCUCAUCUACCGGAAGUGUCUCCAUCCUCUACUGUCCUCGAGAGAGAGGGAGAUAGAUGAGUACAUUGUCCAGGCCAAGGAGCGUAGCUACGAGACCAUGGUGACCUUCGGCAAGCAGGGCCUAAGUAUAGCUGCUACUGCAGCUGUCUCCGCAGCUGUCAAGCACUGA
Oncorhynchus nerka (sockeye salmon) is the source of this 949-nucleotide messenger RNA. Its product is annotated as receptor expression-enhancing protein 3. Bases 527 to 949 code for a protein of 140 amino acids. The transcript has 6 exons. NCBI's taxonomy places the organism in Eukaryota, Metazoa, Chordata, Actinopteri, Salmoniformes, Salmonidae. Gene Ontology annotation, molecular function: microtubule binding. Gene Ontology annotation, cellular component: cytoplasmic microtubule; endoplasmic reticulum membrane. The record is from RefSeq and is a predicted model, not a curated record.